Messenger RNA from Drosophila melanogaster (fruit fly), 4361 nucleotides. RefSeq lists its product as uncharacterized. The record is from RefSeq and is marked reviewed. The transcript is spliced from 7 exons. Bases 517 to 3006 code for a protein of 829 amino acids. NCBI's taxonomy places the organism in Eukaryota, Metazoa, Arthropoda, Insecta, Diptera, Drosophilidae.
GUCGUCGCCUCUCGCGAGAUUCACGUCGUCACAGCGGAAAACAUUUUAUACCUUCAUAGAUAACGACUAAUUUCGAGUUUGAAAUAUUCCGAAUUAAAGAAUAUCGCCAACGCUGCCGGCUGGAGGAAUAUAUAUUUAAUAUAAACGCGUGUGCUCUUUCGAUUUUUUUUUAGUGCAUUAUUUGGAUUUUGGGGCCACAAAAAAAGUGCUGAAAGUGCUGGCGGGCACAAUAAACGCUGCACCUGUCUCACCUGAGCGCUUCAAGCCACAAAAGUGUAAAGUGCAGCGGCGACUCUUUGCUUUUCCGCCGCUUUUUUUGCCUUUUGUUUUUCCUCGCGAUUUCGAGAUCCGAGAUUCAGCAAGAAUUCUGCGAGCGUGUGCGCGAGUGGUUGCUGUUGUUAUUGCUGCCGCGCUCUAAUUGCUAGGCUUCGUGCGGAGAAUUCUUCAGGCGCUUCUUUUUCUUCUUCUUGGGACGCCCGCACCGCAAAUGAGCUGCUUGUGAAGACAUCCCGCAAUAUGAUGACGAUGACAGCAGCCUCGGCUUCGAUAUCCACAUCCGCAUCGCUGACCAACUCGGCGUCAACGGACUGCAGCAGCAGCAUGCAGGGAUCGACGACCAGUUCGGCGUCCAGCGAUGUGAUGACCUUGACGACCACGGCGGCCUCCUCGUGGUGUGCCAUACCGGCGAGCUCCCGCCUCCGCGUUCUGCGCCUGGUGAGGCCGCAUCAGAGGCGACUACUGGUCGGCGGACCAGAAAGGGGCAGCACCUACGGAUUCACGGUGCGCGGAGGACGGGAACACGGCACCGGAUUCUUUGUGUCCCAUGUGGAGCACGGCGGGGAGGCACACCUGAAGGGUUUGCGGAUUGGCGACCAGAUCUUGCGGAUCAAUGGCUUUCGGCUGGACGAUGCCGUGCACAAGGAGUUCAUCCAACUGGUGGCUGGCCAGGAUCGGGUGACCCUGAAAGUGCGGGGUGUGGGAAUGCUGCCUGUGAGGGACUUACCAGAGGAGCGCUUAUCCUGGAGCGUGGUGAAGUUACCCAGCGUAAGCGGCACUCCCUCGGAGAGUUCCUUCAAGGGCGAAAGGCGCGGUGCGAGCCGCGACAUCAGUGUGGUCCUCCAUGUGGCGCCCAGGACGAAGCUGGGACUGGGGAUUUGCAAGGGACCCGAGUGGAAGCCGGGCAUCUUCGUGCAGUUCACAAAGGAUCGGAGUGUCGCCCGGGAGGCGGGAUUACGGCCAGGUGACCAGAUCCUCAGCGUCAACAGCAUCGACUUCUCGGACGUCCUCUUUAGCGAGGCCGUGGCCGUGAUGAAGAGCAGCAGCAAGCUGGACAUGGUGGUGCGCACAGCGGCUGGAUGUGACCUCUUCCCGGGUGAAUCCAGUGGCUACAAUAGCUCUGCCAGUUCGGUGACGGGAGAUCAGAGCCCUUGUUGGGCGGACGCCAAGUCCAAGCGAUUGACGGCUGUCAGGGAGGAGUCCGGAGCAGGUGGAGGUGGCUGUGGCUUAAGCUCAGCACCCGGGGCAGGUAGUCCAAAUUGGUCGCAGGGCGUUGAGGUGCACAAGCAGAUGAACAAGACCAUCAUAAAGUUGACGGAGAAUGGGACUUCUAUAAACAACACAUAUAUAGCCAGUACCGGUGGCAGUUCCGUUUCGGGCUCCGGAUCGACUGGCAGCGGAACUUCCGGCCGCAGUCAGCAGUCACAAUCGAAUCCAUCUAAUCCCUCCCGCAAUUCAACCACCAUGAAGCGCAGCCAUCUGAGGCCGGUUAAUUCCGCUGGUUCCGGUAUAGGAUUAUCAAGCGGAUCUGCUGGAUCUGCUGGAUCUGCUGGAUCUUCUGGAUCAGGAUCAAGAUCAGGUGGGGUCAUCGCACCUGCACCUGCUCCACCGCCGCCGGCCAUGAAUGAAGGAGCCAAUGCCAGUGGCUCAGUGGGCAGCAGUCUCUCCAGUGCCAUAACCGAGGAGCUCAAGAAGCGCAAAGAGAAGCAGCAGCAGCAGCAGCAUCAGCAGCGCCACAAUCGAGAUAGAGAUCGGGAUGGAAAUGGAAACGUGGAUCGUCAACUGACGGGCCACAAUGGAAAUGGAGGGCACCGCAGCUCCGUUGGCCAAGUGUCGCAUCGCCAGCGGGCGAAUGUUGCUGGCGUGGCUGCCACACUGCAGGGCAGCGAACGCAUUAGCAAUUUGACAGGCGGCGGAGGAGCAGGAGGGGCAGGUGGUUCAAAUGGAGCUGCCGGAGCUGGAGGAGAUCAGCACACGGCGCUUAUGGACGAAUUCAAGCGGGCGCACCAGCGAAUGUUCAGGAACGGGUUCCAUGAGAGCGAGCACAAGGAGCGCGGCGAAACGCUGAAACGCACCUCGAUUAUGCCCGACGAGAGCUGUUAUCGGAAUAGUAUCAAUAGUAACAACAACAAUGGCUUCAGCAGGAACAGGAGCAACAGCAAUACAAACAACAACAAUCGCCUGCAGUCCCAGAACGGAGUGAAUCCGGCGAAUGGCAAUGGGUCGCCGGAACUGCCGCCACCGCCACCACAGUUCGCCAAUCCCCAGCCAAAGCAGAUGCCGCCCCAACACAUCAAGCCCAUGACCGGAAACGCAGCGGCAAACGGAAGCGGAAGUGCAAAUGGGCUGGGCAACGGCAGCUUGGCCAAGGUCAGGCAACCCAUGUCGCCCAUGCGCAGUGCCAGCAUUAGUGUGGGCGGAUUCCGACCACCAGCCACGCCCCAGCCCGACUACGAUGCCGUCCAGAUAAGAUCCUCGCAAGGAAGCGAAUCGGUGUCUGGGCGAGAUGUGGCCACGAGCCAGCAGCAGCGGCGAACCCUGCGACUGGGCACAGUGACCAUUGGGGAGUAUGGGGAUCAGAGGACGACGGGGAAGCGGGAAACGCUACGCAAAACGAAUGGAGAGCCCGCUUCCAAUGGGAUCCUGAAGAACGGUAGCAAUCGGAGCAGCGCCAGCUUUAAUCACGGCUCCUCCCAUCAGACGGAAAAGACCAUCAAGUUCGGCAACUGAUUGGGGUCUUUUCAAAACUACUUUUGUGCAAUACGCUCGAUGAUUUUGAGAGGAAAUCAUCUAAGAGAGUACAAAAAUCGGACGUGCAGCUAUUUUCCAUAUCGACCAUAUCCAUUACCUUAUACCACUAUUUUUUUUUUUUUGUUUACAUUUAAUUUGUAUUAUAUUUGAUUACGAUUUGUUGGAAAUAUUGUGUCACUAGUUGCUAUUAUUUAACGAAUACUGUAAAUAACCCACGGGCAAGAGUGUGUGUUUCCAAUAAAGCAUAUACAUAUGUACCUUAUAUAUAAAAUAAUGUCUCUACACAUAAACAAAAGCAAAACUGAUAAGAAAAUGAAAAUAUUUAGCUGCUUGCGUCAGCUGGCAAACACCGUCGGCCAAAUCCCAAUUACAUUAGAGCCGUAAAGAUAUCGCCUCAAGUGAUAGUGAUAGGGAUUGAUAUGAACGAGAAUAAGUCUCCGAAGACACUUUUAAUUAAGUGGGUACGCACCCAAACGACGAGGAAACGGGGAGGAAUGGCAACAUAAUCUUGUUUUUUUUUGCUAACCAAAUGCAGAAUGUUUUCGAUAGCAAUAAAAAUAGUUGUCCUAAACUGGCAUGCCAUGCCUCGUAGAAUUCGUAACUAACUGCCCUAUCCACAUGGAAUAUUCAUGUGUUUUUUGCAAACGUUCAUAAAGGAUGGUGAGUAUUUCCCAAUCAAAGUAUCAUUGCCAAUCCUCGCUUAACCCUAAUCCUUAACAGGUCUGCAUGGCGGCAAGAUGGGCACGUUGGUCAGGUCAAAUGCCUCGCUCUACGAAACUUAAGAAGACUUAUACGUCCGACUGAAACGUCAUGCCUACACGGGCAAGAAGAUAUAAUCCGAUAUACAUAAUCUGACAUAUUGAUGUAUAAAAUCUAUGUUUUUACAGAAAAGAGUGAUAGUGAUAGAUAAGUGCAGUAGAACAACAAUAAGCUUCAGAUCACCAGCUGCUUUAAUGUAAAAUGUUGUCAUAAAUAACGAAAUGGGUUGCAGGAUCAAGAAAACUGUCAGAACAUACACCCUGGAGAGCCUUACAUUGAAUCAACGUAGUAGCUGUGGUCCAUUUACGAUACAUCUAUAGUCCCCAUCUCGGAUAUUACUUAAUGCAAGGCUUUGCUAUCAAAGUCGAAAAUAGACAAGAUGGCUUCUAUGAGUAAUAGUAACUACCAAAUGUGCUCUUUAGGUAUGCAAACUACAUGAAAUUAAGUCGAACUUAUGCGUAAUUUAAUGAAUGAAAUAUUGUUUUAAUCUUAAGUAUUAUUUACUUAUACAAAAAACUUGAACUUACCAUGCUAGACGCGGUACCAAAUUGCAAUACAUAUAUGCUAAUAUAUAU